AUGACAACUAAUGAUCUAAACAAAGAUAGUAAGUUUUUAUUUUAUAGAGAAAAGUUAGGAAAUCCUCAAAACAUAUUAGCUCCAAUGGUAGAUGGAUCUGAUUUAACAUUUAGAAUUUUAGUAAGAAGACAUGGUGUAAAUUUGUGUUAUACUCCAAUGGUAUUAUCAAAAAUGUUCGUUGAAUCAAAGGUAUAUAGAAAUGAAGUUGUCAAUUCUCUUGACCCAAAAGAACGACCAAUAAUAAUUCAAAUUGUUGGAAGUGAUGCAAAUGAAAUGGCUCGUACAGCAAAAUUUCUUCAAAGUUAUUGUGAUGCAAUUGAUAUUAAUUUAGGUUGUCCACAAAAAAUUGCUCAAAAAGGGAAUUAUGGAGCAUAUCUUGCACUAGACUUUGAUCAUACUAAAGAAAUUGUUAAUGCAGUUAUUGAAGCAGUCAAUGUUCCUGUAUAUUGUAAGGUCCGAGUAUUUGAAGAUGAAGACAAAACAAUGAGAUUUGUAGAAAUGUUACAAGAAUGUGGAAUAUGGGGAAUAGCUGUUCAUGGAAGGACUAUAACUGAAAAACAAAGUAUGAACUAUCAUGCUAGAUGGAAUUAUAUUGCAAAAAUAAAAGAACAUUUAAAAAUUCCUGUCAUUGCUAAUGGAGAAAUGAGAAGUAGAGAGAAAAUAGAAGAGUGUAAAAAAGUUACUCGCUCAGAUGGAUAUAUGAUUGGUUUUGGAUUAUUAAUGAAUCCUGGGAUGUGUGAAGGUAUUAUUGAUAAUAAUGAACAAAUAGCAGAAGAAUAUAUUAAUAUUGUAUUUGAAUAUAAAGACAAGAAUUUGGUCAGACUUUCUGAUGUUAAAGGUCAUUUAAUUAAAAUGAUGUUGUACAAAAUUAAACAAAAGAAAGACUUAUUAAAAGAAAUUGGUGAAGCUCGUUCUUUUGAAGAAUGCAAAACAUGGCUUGAAAAAGUAAUAGAAUUAAAUAGAAAAAGGAGUAUUGAAACAUCUGAAAAUGAUAAAGAAAUUAAAAAAGAUAUUAUUUAA
This is a messenger RNA of Entamoeba nuttalli P19, 1020 nucleotides long. Its product is annotated as dihydrouridine synthase (Dus) family protein. Gene Ontology annotation, biological process: tRNA processing. The coding region runs from base 1 to 1020 and encodes 339 amino acids. The transcript has a single exon. NCBI's taxonomy places the organism in Eukaryota, Evosea, Mastigamoebida, Endamoebidae. Gene Ontology annotation, molecular function: tRNA dihydrouridine synthase activity; flavin adenine dinucleotide binding. The record is from RefSeq and is a predicted model, not a curated record.